Molecule: messenger RNA, 1149 nt
Organism: Schistosoma turkestanicum
Lineage: Eukaryota; Metazoa; Platyhelminthes; Trematoda; Strigeidida; Schistosomatidae
Source: the annotation of a GenBank genome assembly
AUGAUGAUUGAUAUAAGUCCAUUGAAUGUACAAGCUGAGGAAUUACUUAUUUUGAAAUUAAUACAAUUUUAUCAACAUGCUUUUGAAGUUGAUAUUCCUAUUAAUCAGUGGAAUAAUUCGAAUGACAAUUGUUCAUUUAAUACUCAUCAUGUAACUUUCAAUGAUUUAUCUGAUACAAACAAAAGAAAAUCACGUAACAACACUCUAACCGAGAAUAAACUCUUCUGGUUUGAUCAAUUCAUUAUUAGUCCUAUUCAAAUGAAAUUAAGUGUACAAACAGCGAAAACUUCAUUGACUGAAUCACAUUUAUCUGGUGCUAAACGUUUAUUACCAUCAUUAAUGAGUUUUACAGGUGCAGAAAUACAAUUAGAUUCAGUAGAAAAAUUUUACAUGUUAGAAACUAUUCCACAAUUAUUAAACUAUCUAAAUACUUAUUAUCGACUACAAUUUCGUGCACAUGCUUUGCAUAUAUUUGGAUCAGUGGAUUUUCUUGGCAAUCCAAUUGGUUUGAUCAAUGAUUUAAGUUCUGGUAUAUCAGGAUUAGUUGAGCUGGAUGUUGGCGGUUUAAUUCGACAUGUUGCACAUGGUGAAGGAGAUAGUGCGGCCAAAGUUGCUGGAAGUGUUUCCCAAUUAUUAAAUGUUAUGUCAUUAGAUGAUAAACAUCAACAAGAACGUGCUGUUAUCUUAGGCAGUCAUAUUGACACUUCGCCAUCAUCACCGUCAUCAGCGUCACCGACAUUGCCAUCUUCAUCAUCAUCAUCGUCAUCCUUAUUAUUACAAACAACACAGCCAACUUAUUACAAUGAAAAUGAUUUAAAUUCCAACGAGUUGAAUGAAUCAUUAAAUGAUUUUGAAUUAACAUGUCAUAAUAAAUAUAUCAAUGUUAAAACACCUGCAGCAUCAGCGGCCACAACAUCCUCCACAUCAACUACAACAUCAUUAUUGCCGCCUCCACAGCCGCCACCGCCGCCAUCAAUUCAUCAUUCAUUUGAUACGGAUCGAUCGAUUACAGCACCAUUGAGUGCUGGUGUACGUGGUCUUAUGCAUGGUAUUGUCGGUGGAAUGACAUCGAUUGUGACACAACCUUAUCGUGGUGCAAAAGAAGAUCAAUUUAGAGUAAGUUUCUUCUUUGUUCAUGAUAAAUUCUAA